Molecule: messenger RNA, 1843 nt
Organism: Parasteatoda tepidariorum (common house spider)
Lineage: Eukaryota; Metazoa; Arthropoda; Arachnida; Araneae; Theridiidae
Source: RefSeq, a predicted model, not a curated record
AAUCCGGCUUAAAUUUUUCUCCAGCAGUUUCGCGGGUAAGGUCAAGGAAAUUAACUGUAGUUAAAAUGAUGCAACAGUUGUUGACGUUGGGUCAGUGAGAACAUUGUAUAAAAGCGCAGACAGGUUGGAUGAGAAACCGAAAGUAAGAGUUUUCGUUCAGAUAUUUACAUUCCAAAAUGCCGGGUGAUACUUGCCAGCCGAUAGAACGGCCUGAUAAAGAUGCUCAUUGGUGGUGGAAAGAGCCCGCUUAUUCUCCGAAUCAGGAUAUUCCAAAUGGUAAAAAUGGAGAAGGAAAUUCUUUAAAAGAAUCAGAAGAAAGAAAUCGUCAUGCAACUGUCAUACUAUUCUCCCUCAUUGAAGAAUGUGGGGCUCUGGCGGAAGCACUUCGAAUAUUUAAGGAAAAUAAGAUCAAUCUGAAUCACAUUGAAUCAAGAUCUUCCAAGAGAUUGGGUGACAGCUAUGAGUUCUUGGUGGAAUGUGAUUCCCGAUAUGGAAAUCUCAAUGAAGCAAUGGAACAAAUUAAAUCUGUAUCACAGUACAUGACGGUUAUCUCAAAAGAUUACAAGGAAAAUAAAGAAACUGUUCCAUGGUUUCCUGGAAAAAUCAAAGAUCUUGAUAAAUUUGCCAAUCAUAUUCUAUCAUAUGGAGCUGAGCUAGAUUCAGAUCACCCUGGCUUCACUGAUCCAGUUUACAGAGAGAGAAGGAAAUAUUUCGCUGAUAUUGCUUUCUUUUAUAAACAUGGACAGACCAUUCCAAGAAUCGAAUAUACAGAAGAAGAAACUAAAACUUGGGGUACAGUGUUCAAAGAGCUAAUAAAAUUGUACCCUACACAUGCCUGCAAGGAGCACAAUCAUAUAUUUCCAUUAAUGAUUGAAAACUGCGGUUAUAGGGAAGAUAAUAUUCCUCAACUGGAAGAUGUAUCAAAUUUUUUGAAAGAUUGCACAGGGUUCACUCUACGUCCAGUUGCUGGUCUACUCAGUUCCAGGGAUUUCCUAGCUGGUCUUGCUUUCAGAGUUUUCCACUCAACACAAUAUAUUAGACAUCCUUCAAAACCUUUCUACACCCCAGAACCGGAUAUAUGUCACGAACUGCUUGGACAUGCUCCAUUGUUUGCUGAUCCAGAUUUUGCCCGAUUUUCUCAAGAGAUUGGUUUGGCCUCCUUAGGAGCACCGGACGAAUACAUAGAAAAGUUAGCUACGUGCUAUUGGUUUACAGUUGAAUUUGGUCUAUGUAAACAGAAUGGAAAAAUGAAAGCUUACGGUGCAGGUCUUCUGUCCUCGUUUGGUGAAUUGGAAUAUUGUCUUUCAGGUAAACCAAUGAUAAAAGAUUUUGAUCCACCGACAACAGGUUGCACGAAAUAUCCAAUCACGGAAUAUCAACCCCUUUACUAUUUAGCCGAGAGCUUUGACGAUGCGCAAAGAAAAGUUAGGGAAUUUGCUUUAUCUAUACCUAGACCUUUUACUGUUCGUUACAAUGCCUACACUCAACAUGUUGAAAUCCUUGACGCCAAACCUCAAGUGGAAGGAUUAGCUAGAGAUUUACGCUCUGAAAUGGAACUUCUCAUGGAUGCUCUGAGAAAAAUUUAAAUGUCUAAUGUCUGCUGGCCAUCAUUAAGGAUGGAGAAUUAAACAUUAGAGUACUAGAAUUCUCAGUGAUUAGCUUAUUAUUUGUAUAGUACACAACUUAAAUGAAGAAAGUUUCACGACGUAUAAUUGCAAAAGAACUUCGUUUGUUUUUAUUUAUACUCUGUAUCAUUUUCAAAUAUUGUCACUGAUUAAUGUUGUACAAAUGAUAGUAUUUUAUAAGCUUGUAUGAAUUAUGUAUAAAGAUUUAAAAAUCUCCA